Molecule: messenger RNA, 756 nt
Organism: Penicillium canariense
Lineage: Eukaryota; Fungi; Ascomycota; Eurotiomycetes; Eurotiales; Aspergillaceae
Product: Sas10/Utp3/C1D family protein
Exons: 3
Coding region: 1-756 (251 amino acids)
Biological process (GO): regulation of gene expression; maturation of 5.8S rRNA
Cellular component (GO): exosome (RNase complex); nucleolus
Molecular function (GO): RNA binding; DNA binding
Source: RefSeq, a predicted model, not a curated record
AUGGACCCAACAGAUUUACUACCGCAGCUCGAGCAGCUGGAUGACAAUGUGGACGACCUUGAAGAGGUCCUGCAGCCAUUCUUGGGCAGUUCCUUGACCAAAAUGUCGAAGAAUUUGCCCGUCAUGGACAAGGCCAAACUUCAUGUCCUGAUCACCUAUGCCCUCGAAUCAUUAAUUUUCUCUUACUUAAGACUACAUGGCGUGGAUGCCAAGCAACACCCUGUUUUCCGGGAACUCACUCGCGUAAAGCAGUACUUUGACAAGAUCAAGGCGCUGGAAACAGAGCCCGAGCAACGCACCAUGACACUCGAUAAGGCAGCUGCAAAUCGCUUCAUUAAGCACGGUCUGAUCCAACCAGUCACUAACAAACUGGGUCAGGCUGGUAAUCAUAAGAUUGAUCUGGAGCGGGCAGAGAAGGAAGCCAAGGAGCGGGCGCGCGCUCAACUCAAAGCUGUGAUGCUUGCUAAGAAGGCCGCUGCUGCCGCGUCUCAGGAAGGUGGCACUGGCGCUGCCCCAUCUACUGCCCAGUCUCACGCCGACUCCGAAGAUUCUGAUGAAGAAAUGGACGAUGAGGAAGCCGCUGAGCAACACAGCCAAUUGAAACAGAAUAAGAAAGCCAAGAAUGAUAAAGCCAAGGCCCCAAGUAGGGGUGGCAAGAAGCACAGCCGGAAGACAACCAAGGCUGAGCUCAGAGAGGAGAAAAAAGACAGGCGGCAGAAGAAGGAGGAUUCCCGCAAGGCGCGGAAGGCCAAAUAG